Molecule: messenger RNA, 504 nt
Organism: Acanthosepion pharaonis
Lineage: Eukaryota; Metazoa; Mollusca; Cephalopoda; Sepiida; Sepiidae
Source: the annotation of a GenBank genome assembly
AUGCUAUAUUUAUCUCAGGCUAUUCAUAUCUACCUAUUUAUCUAUCCAUAUCUAUCUAUCUGUCUAUCUCAGGCUAUUUAUAUCUAUCUAUCUAUAUUUCCAUAUCUAUCUAUCUAUCUCAGGCUAUUUAUAUCUACCUAUCUAUAUAUCCAUAUCUAUCUAUCUGUCUAUCUAUCUAUCUAUCUAUCUCUGUCUAUUCAUUAUCUAUCUAUCUAUCUCUGUCUAUUCAUUAUCUAUCUAUCUAUCUAUCAAUCUCUAUUCAUUAUCUAUCUAUCUAUCUCUGUCUAUUCAUUAUCUAUCUAUCUAUCUAAUUCUAUUCAUUAUCUAUCUAUCUCUGUCUAUUCAUUAUCUAUCUAUCUAUCUAUCUCUAUUCAUUAUCUAUCUAUCUAUCUAUCUAUCUAUCUCUGUCUAUUCAUUAUCUAUCUAUCUAUUCAUUAUCUAUCUAUCUAUCUAUCUCAGUCUAUUCAUAUCCACCUCAGUCUGCUUACAGCCUCGUCACGUUGA